Mizuhopecten yessoensis (Yesso scallop) is the source of this 4532-nucleotide messenger RNA. Its product is annotated as cholesterol 25-hydroxylase-like protein 1, member 2. The transcript has a single exon. Gene Ontology annotation, molecular function: steroid hydroxylase activity; C-4 methylsterol oxidase activity; iron ion binding. Gene Ontology annotation, biological process: sterol biosynthetic process; cholesterol metabolic process. The record is from RefSeq and is a predicted model, not a curated record. Bases 165 to 1100 code for a protein of 311 amino acids. Lineage: Eukaryota; Metazoa; Mollusca; Bivalvia; Pectinida; Pectinidae.
UAACGAUGACGAAGGGGAAGGUCGGGCGGCGGAAAGCCGGUGUAUAAAGUGACAAUGCACUGUGUAUGCGAGCUUUAAAGCAAUACAACCGGGAGAGAGGGGAAGGCUAUUGGAAACGGUUCCUUGUUAUUUCGCAGUAGUUACACACAUGACAGAGAGAACAAAUGAUGGAAGGUAGUCUGCUCGACAUCGGCAAAACAUGGAUAUUUAUUAAUGAGAGUCUAGCAGACGGACUGCUUUCGUGGAAUACUAGCGGCAAAAGUAAUGCUCGAAUACUGCAGCCUCUUUGGGAUCUACGGCUAGGCAGGGAGGAGUUCCUUCGCUCCCCCCUCUUCCCGGUUGUUCUCUCGGUGGCUUUCUACUUCAGUUUGUGUACUCCAUUUAUGAUUGUCGACUUAAUCGGAAACAAAUGGACAUGGAUACAAAGUUUUAAAUUGCAGACGAACAAGGAGGUAACAGUUUCGCAGAUCUUCGAUACCUUGGGUUUGACAUUUUGGAACCAUGUCGUGUAUAUCCUCCCUGCCGCCGUAUCCCAGUGGGUGUGGACACCAGAUACACACCUGCCCGAACUUGCACCCUCCCUGUUCGAGUUCAUGUGGCACCAAAUAGCAAGCCUGCUGGUUUUCGACUUUCAAUACUACGUGUGGCACUGGACUCACCACCGCGUCCGAUUCCUGUAUAAACAUAUCCAUGCAGUGCACCACCGGUACCACAGCCCCUUUUGCUGGGUAACCCAGUACCUGCACCCGUGGGAGCUGAUUACAGUCGGGUUCCUCACAACUACUAACACCUGGUUCUUCAACUGCCAUCCUCUGACCAUUUGGUCUUACAUGCUUGUGAGCAUCGUUGUCAGUGUGGAGGCCCACAUCGGCUUUGAUUUACCUUUCUGCCUCCACAACUGGUUUCCUUUCGGGGUCAUCGGCGGUGCGCCAAAACACGACAUGCACCACCUAAAGCCUACGACUAACUUCCAGCCGUUCUUCAAUCACUGGGACAAAUUGUUCAGUUCUUACUGUCCAGCCAUGAAAGCAGGAGGGAUCAAACCAAAACAGCUCUUGGACUACGAACACAAGAACAAGGAGACCAAGAAAUUCAUUUAGAAACUUUUAAGGUAUCUAUUUAUGCGUACCAGUAUUGAGAAUUACUUAUUUUUGUUUUCGUUAAUUUUUAACUUAUUUAUGUUCUCUUUUAAUCGAUUAUUUUAGUGUUACAUGUUGUGUGUGGAUGUUAAGAUGUUACCGAGCACCUGUCGCCUAUUGUCACCGUGUCUUGACAAUUUAAUGUCGAUAUCGGGUAUGGUUGUGUUGUCGCAAUCGUUCUUUACCCAUGGACAUGAUAGCAUUAUGAAUGCUCCCGAGAUUGAUAACAUUAUAACAUUGUGUAUAUCCGGAUCGACAACAUUUAUACCACCGCGGUUUUGAUAUUUGGUAUACCCCUUAGUUAUGGAGAUUGUUUAGACCUUUAGAUCCAUUCGGUAAUUCAUUAUGAGAUGUAUGUAUCCCGUGUAAGUCCCCCUGGUUAUCAAAUCCCAAUUCAUUAAGAUUUAAAGAAGUGUACAUUGGUGUGUGUAGCAAACGCGUACAUGCAUGCGAGUGCCUGGUCGUGUUAUUGAUCUGACCAACUCGUACGCGCUCCGCGACAAUCUGCACGUCCGCAACUUAACCUAACGAUCGGUGAUGAUAAGGAUAUAUGUCUUCAGCUAAGGUCAUCAGACCUCUUGAACUAUUGACCUCCUGUUAAAUAGUCGACCAUUAUACAGUACUUCCACAAUAACGCGCUACCGCUCACUAAUUCUUGAAAUAAUAUUUUUAAUCCCCGCUUCCUCAUAAAUGUAUUUGUUGCGGCGGUACUUAAAUUCAGGUAGGGGCGUUCUCUGAAAUUUCGUUGAAAAGCAGAGGAUGGGGUCGGAAGACCGCACUAGUGUAGAGGUUGUAAUGUAAACACACAUGUGUCCGCCUGUGACCCAGUUACCUUUCAUGCCGUGACGUCAUACAUUGUACGGCAAAAGGAUGCUGCAGUGAAUUUCGCUAUUUUUAGCUUGCAAAUAGAAAAUAGAUAACGCCUGUAGACUAGGCGAUAGGGGCCAGAAAGGGGUAACGCGGGAUGUUUUCUUCCGGCAUUAAUUAUAAUGAAUUAUCAUUUCUACCGUACCAAAUUGAUAUUGCUUUAAUUAUCGACCACCUUUCACCACGUAUCCUUUUGCGCUACCACCCGACCAAAGAAAUAAAAUAUUCCGUGAAGCUUGUUUCAGUUGCAAUCUAAAAUGGGCAGACACAAUGUAUGUGUGGCUUUGGCAAGUGUUCAAGUCGUAGUGUUAGAAGCUACGACCCCGUGACUUAUGCAAGUCAAAUAUAUCUCGUGUAUAUCCAAACCCUGUAAUCAAUAACUUAUUUUGGUAUGUUUAAGUAGAUCUUCUAUGUCCAUUCUUCAGAAGCGUCUUCUGGACCAGAGAAUAUUCGGGUCAGGAAACAAUAGGCGACGCGUGACUCAUUGUUCACAAAUGGUGUGAUGUUUCGUCAGCUAUGACAAAUUGUGAUUUGUAGUGCCUGUUUUUCCGAAUAGAUUGUGUGUUUAUAUUUUUUCGGUUCACUACUCGUAGCUCUAAAUACCCAAGCAAGAUUGGAAUGUCAAUGAAAAUGUAAUCUGUAUUUGUUAAAUGGACCUUAAGUCCCCCUUUCAAACAAUCGUAUCGAAAACAUGUUCAUUACCAGUAUGUGUUGGUACUGGUAAAAAGGAAGGAGGUAUUUGUAGGAAUUUAAAAACAAUUAUACAAGUGCAUGAUAUAAAGAUAUUGUAACGGUAGACUUAUCUUAUGUUUUUGAUCGAGCUAUUGAGAUAUCUGUGAUGUUGUAUUCAGUGUUAAGGACUUGGGGGCUCGGGGUGUGUCUUAAUCGUUCACCUAAUCAUCACAUGAUACAUGCCACGACAUAUUAAGAUAAUACAUUAACAUAUUAAAAAAAGGCAUGAAAAAACGUUUGAACAAGAGGCAUACGUGUGGGUAGGCGCACUUAGACAUGUUACAUGUAAAAUGGUGUUAUAGUAUGUAUAACUUAAAUAAGAUCAGCAGACGGCAAGGAGUGAGUGUGGAGGAGGCGUCAAUAAUCAAGAAGGAGAGGAAAGAUGCAGACCAGGAGAGAACAAGAAAACGAGGGAAUGGAGAUAAGGUUAAGGUGGAAAGGACAGAAUGUGAAAGAGACGAAAACUAGUGAAAAGAGGGAUUUACAUGAGUGGACGUCGCUUGGGACCGUGGUGACGAGGGGGGAAAACGAGAUGAGGAGGUGUGUUGAUCGUGAAAGAACGAGAGGGUGGAGGAGGGGGGGGGGGGGGGGGGGGGGGGAGUUAGUGAUGAGUACGAAACAACACAAGAGAGGGCACAGGGUGUAGAUUAGACGACGAGGGACAGGAAGGUUUCGAUGAAAGAACAAGAGAGAAAGGAGGAUGUAUAGCAGAAAUAAGAUAGAGGAAGUGGAUGAGAAGAAUUUGGAGAGGAGGAAAACAAGAAGAAAACAAAAAGGGAGGAAGAUGACAAAUGACAUCAAGGGGAUCGAUUUCUGACAGGUGAGAAUGAAUUGGAUGAGGAUGUAGCGGAGGGUAUAAAGGGGGGUGGGGGUGGGGGUGGAAGGAGAAUGUAGCUCUAUGAAAUAAUUAGGGAGGUGACGUAAAGCGGAAGCAGCAGUGAGGAAGGGGAGUAAACAAAGAUAGAGACAAUGGUAUGAUAUAGAGGAGCCGCUGAAGAAGUGGCGCAUUCGGAAUACCCUUUCGUCAUUUUCUACGAAACUGAGGCGAGGUGUUCCGAAUGGAAGUGGCGGUGUAGAGCAGACGAACAAAAAGAGAGGAUGGAUGUCAAGGCGAGUAUGAGGAUAUAAACGAGUAACAAUAGGUGUUCAUCAUUUUGUUGAAAACUGAGAAUGAGGAAGUACAGGACAAUGGGAAUAUUGUGGUAGGCAGGAAACGCCCGCGGAUGAGAGCGGAGAACGCGAAGCAUGUGGAUGAGAAUGAAAAGGUAACUUGUAAGUGGGGGAAAGAUCUUGAACACAAUGAUUAGAAUGACGUAACGCAUCAUUAAGCAACACCCUGUGAACGAGACAGCUCGAGUCUUCCAAGUCAACUAGUCAUUCCACAAUGUUAUUUAUUUGUUUUAGUUUAUUAAGCUUGAUAGUUGUUUGUUUUCGUUUCAUGUUAGUGACCAAAAUAGUUGUGCUGUUACAUGCUUUGUAUACACUAUCGGGUGACAGAGAGGGUGAUACUGUAUACAUGUAUAAACGAAAUCUUCAAAUAAUUUCCUUCUUUCCCAAGUCCUUAGAUAACGCAGAUUAUAUAGCAUCUUCCUAGUAAUCCUGGUAAUGAUGUUAUGCUGAUAUGUUCACUUCACAAGUCCACGAUGUCGGCAAUCGGCAGUCCUUCUCCGCACGAUACAAUGAGCAAAGGAAAUCGUUCAGGGUUUACGCCACAGGUACCUGAUAAUUUGUUACAGCUAUAUUUGGACCUAAACUACCGUGUUCAGAGUAAUUUUACAUGUUUUAGGGGUUUAG